Molecule: messenger RNA, 5919 nt
Organism: Nerophis lumbriciformis (worm pipefish)
Lineage: Eukaryota; Metazoa; Chordata; Actinopteri; Syngnathiformes; Syngnathidae
Source: RefSeq, a predicted model, not a curated record
AUGGAAAGUGAGGUUUUCAGCCCCCUGCUGGAGCACUUCAUGCUGUCACCACUGGUCUGCUGGGUGAAGACAGUGGGACAGCCCAUGGUGACAGAUGGCAGCAAACUGUCAGAAUAUGUGCAAUUAUUGGAUGGUGUUUACCUCAAUGAGGUCAUGCUAGAGAUAAAUCCCAAAGCUACAGUGCAGAGGACCAACAAGAAGGUGAACAAUGAUCCAACCCUUCGCAUCCAGAACCUUUCCAUUCUCAUUAGGCAGAUCAAAGCCUACUAUCAGGAGACGCUCCAGCAACUGGUGAUGAUGCCCCUACCCAAUGUGUUGGUCCUGGGCCGGAACCCUCUCACUGAGCGAGGUCUGGAGGAGAUGAAGAAAUUGCUGUUGCUGCUGCUCGGCUGUGCUGUACAGUGUGAGAAAAAGGAAGACUAUAUCGAACGCAUCCAGAUUCUGGACUUUGACACCAAAGCUGCCAUUGCCUCCCACAUCCAAGAGGUAACACACAACCAGGAAAAUGUGGUGGACCUACAGUGGCUAGAGAGCGGGGAGAUGCCUGCUGAGGACCUGGCCAGUUUAUCCAGAAAUUUGGCCUUUCAUCUCAAACACGCAGUGGACGACAGGGACAUGCAACUAGAGACAAUCGUGGAGCUCACCCAGGAACGAGACUGCAUUCAGCUAUCCCCGCUGGGUGCCGGCCCGGCUCAGUCGCCUAAUGGUUCCCCCAGCAUGAGGAGGACGGAGAGUCGUCAGCACCUGUCUGUGGAGCUGGCUGAUGCCAAAGCCAAGAUUAGGCGUCUGCGGCAGGAAUUGGAAGAGAAAAGUGAGCAGCUUCUAGAUACACGGCAGGAGCUGGAGAACAUGGAGUUGGAGCUCAAGAAGAUUCAGCAGGAGAGUUACCAGCUUCUGUCAGACGCUCGCUCGGCCCGGGCAUACCGCGAUGAACUGGACGCCCUCCGCGAAAAAGCAGUACGUGUGGACAAGCUGGAAAGUGAGCUGACCCGCUAUAAAGAGAGACUCCAUGACAUCGAGUUCUACAAGGCCAGAGUGGAGGAGCUGAAAGAGGACAACCAGGUCCUGCUGGAGACCAAAACCAUGCUAGAGGAGCAGUUGGAUGCGAGCAGGAGCCGAUCGGACAAAUUGCACCUCCUGGAGAAGGAAAAUCUGCAGCUGAAGUCCAAAAUACAUGAUCUGGAAAUGGAGCGAGAUUUAGAUCGUAAGCGAGUGGAAGAGCUUUUGGAGGAGAACCUGGUCCUGGAAAUGGCCCAGAAACAGAGUAUGGAUGAGUCUUUACAUCUGGGCUGGGAGCUGGAGCAACUAUCUAAAACACCAGAGCUGACUGAGGCCCCACAAAAGUCCCUUGGCGAAGAGGUGAAUGAGCUGACGUCCAGUCGGCUGCUGAAGCUGGAGAAGGACAACCAGACACUCCUGAAGACUGUGGAGGAGCUCCGUGGCGGCGCUGGUCCAGAUUCGGUGGCCAAAUUUGGGAAAGUCACCCAAGAGAACCAGAGACUCAACCAAAAACUGCAGCAUUUGGAAAGCGAACUGGCAACGGAAAGAGAGUCGCUCCGCAGUGCUGAGUCUUUGAGCACGGACUUGAUGAAGGAGAAGGCUUUGCUGGAGAAGACACUGGAAACACUGCGAGAAAAUUCAGAGAGACAGCUGAAGGGUCUAGAGCAGGAGAAUAAGCACUUGAGCCAGACUGUGUCAUCCCUGCGACAGCGCAGCCAGGUCGGCGCUGAAGCUCGCGUCAAAGACGUGGAGAAGGAGAACCGCAUCCUCCACGAGUCCAUUUGCGAAACGACAAGCAAGCUCAACAAGAUGGAGUUUGAGCGGAAACAGCUGAGAAAAGAACUGGAGGCCGUGAAGGAGAAAGGCGAGAGAGCGGAGGAAUUGGAGAUUUUUGUACAGAAGCUGGAGCGGGACAAUGAGAGUCUUCAGAAGAGAGUGGCCACUCUAGGAAUCACAUGUGAAAAGGUGUCGGCGUUGGAGAAGGAAAACACCGAUCUGGAAGCAGAGAGCCGGCGCCUCAAGAAGAAGUUGGACGCUCUGAAGAACAUGGCCUUCCAGCUUGAGGCUCUGGAGAAAGAGAACUCUCAGCUAGAGCAAGAAAACCUAGAGGCGCGGCGUUCGGCCGAGAGUUUCCGCUCGGCAGGCGCCAAGGCCGUGCAGCUGGAGGCCGAGAACAGGGAGUUAGAGAGUGAGAGGAGCCAGCUCAAGCGAAGCCUGGAGCUCCUCAAGGCAACUUCCAAAAAGACGGAGAGAUUAGAAGUGAGCUACCAGGGCUUGGACACAGAGAACCAGCGCUUGCAGAAGGCGCUGGAGAACAGCAGCAAGAAGAUCCAACAGCUGGAGACCGAACUGCAGGAAGUGGAGACUGAGAACCAGACCCUCCAACGGAACCUGGAGGAGCUCAAGAUCUCCAGCAAGCGCCUGGAGCAGCUGGAGCAUGAGAACAAGACUCUGGAGCAGGAGAGCUCCCAGCUGGAGAAGGACAAGAAGCUCCUGGAGAAGGAAAACAAGCGGCUGAGGCAGCAGGCCGAGAUCCGGGACUCCAAGCUGGACGACAGCAACCAGCGCAUCUCCACCCUGGAGAAGGAGAACCGCACGAUGGGCAAGGAGAUGAUCUUCUUUAGGGAUUCGUGCACGCGCGUCAAAGACCUGGAGAAGGAGAAUAAGGAGCUGGUCAAACAAGGCACCAUCGAUAAGAGGACGCUCAUUACACUUAGAGAGGAACUCGUGAGCGAGAAGCUUCGCACUCAGCAGAUCAACAACGACUUGGAGAAACUGACGCACGAGCUAGAGAAGAUUGGACUGAACAAGGAGAGGCUGCUACUGGACGAGGGCUCCGAUGACAGAUUUAAGCUUCUGGAAAGUAAACUGGAGUCCACGCUGAAGUCCUCAUUGGAGAUCAAAGAGGAGAAGAUCGCCGCCCUGGAGGCCAGACUGCAGGAGUCGUCCAAUCUGAACCAGCAGCUCCGGCAGGAACUCAAAACCGUGAAAAAGAAUUAUGAGGCGCUGCGUCAGAGGGAAGAGGAGGAGAGGAUGGUGCAAAGCUCGCCCUCUCGUGGCGGAGAAGACCCCCAGGCGCUCAGUAAAUGGGAGAAGGAGAGCCACGAGGCCACCAGGGAGCUGCUCAAAGUCAAGGACAGGCUUAUCGAGGUGGAGAGGAAUAAUGCCACAUUGCAAGCAGAGAAGGCAGCACUGAAGAGCCAACUGAAACAACUGGAGACUCAAAGCUCCAACCUGCAGGCUCAGAUCGUGGCCGUGCAGAGACAGAGCGCUUCUCUACAGGAGAACAACACCACACUCCAGACGCAGAAUGCCAAGCUGCAGGUGGAGAACUCCACGCUGAGCUCACAGAGCGCCGCCCUCAUGGCGCAGAACGCUCAACUGCAGGGGCAGCAGAGCAGUGCGGAGGCCGAGCGCGAGGGGGCGCUGCGGGAGAAAGAGGAGCUCCGGUCAACCUACGAGCUGCUCCUUCGUGACCACGAUAAGCUGGCAGCGCUCCACGAGAGGCAAGCGUCAGAGUACGAGUCGCUUAUUGGCAAGCACGGCGGCCUCAAGACCUCCCACAAGUCUCUAGAGCAGCAGCACAGAGACCUGGAGGACAAGUACAAGCAGCUCCUGCAGAGGAAGGGAGAUCUGGAUGAGCUAGAGAAGAACCUCAAAGAGCAACAAGACAAAAUGUCUUCUGAGACCCAAAGCCACCGAGUCACCGCUGACCGAUGCAAACUGCUCAAAGAGGAAAACGACAGACUGAAUACAACAUAUCAGCAACUGCAGAGGGACAACGAGAACCUCCAGCUGGACCACAAAAACAUCAAGAGUCAGUUGAAUGGCGCCAAGCUGGAGCAGACCAAGCUGGAGGCAGAGUUCUCCAAGCUCAAGGAGCAGUAUCAGCAGCUGGACAUCACCUCCACCAAACUCACCAACCAGUGUGAGCUGUUGAGUCAGCUGAAGGGCAACCUGGAGGAGGAGAACCGCCACCUCUUGGAUCAGAUCCAGACGCUGAUGCUGCAGAACCGCACGUUGCUGGAGCAGACCAUGGAGAGCAAAGACCUUUUCCACGUUGAACAGAGACAAUACAUUGACAAGCUGAAUGAGCUGAGGAGACAGAAGGAGAAGCUGGAGGAGAAGAUUAUGGAUCAGUACAAGUUCUACGAUCCCUCACCUCCACGCAGGCGCGGCAACUGGAUCACAUUGAAGAUGAAGAAGCUGAUCAAGCCUAAAAGUCGCGAGCGGAUGCGCUCGCUCACAUUGACACCGUCGCGCUCAGAGUCUGGCGACGGCUUCCUGUCAUUUCCUGCCGACAGCCAAGACAGCUCUUCUGUUGGGUCCGGUUCCAACUCCCUUGACGACGCGCUCACGCACAAGAGGAGCAGCAGGAGGAGAGGCCAACGGUGCCUUGCCCAAGGGCAGGGCUCCACCAACGCCCUAAAACGGUUGCCUUUCAUGAGGAACAGAUCCAAGGACAAAGACAAGGCCAAAGCCAUCUACCGACGCUCCAUGUCCAUGAACGACCUCUUGCAAACCAUGACGGUGGCCGGCGGUCCGAGCGCUGACUGGACGGGCAGCACGGAGAACCUGGACGUGGCCGGAGAGGCAGGGGACAUAAGCGGCGUGCGGCGCGGAGGGGAUGGCGGCCGGCGCAUGAAAGAGCUGGCAUUCUCCACCAACGCCAUAGACUGCGCCGCCCUCACUCUGCCCUCGGUCGCUCAUGGGAGGGCCACACAGAGGCUCCGUGUCAAAGACAAUGCUUCUUGUGAGGAUGUCGCCGGCUCUUUGGACGACCCCAAGAGUCAAGCCUCCAGACCCUCCAGUCUCCAUAGCAACAGGACCACCAGUAGUAUUAGUAACAAUAACUCCCAACUCACCUCUCCUCUGGAGGGAAAAGGCACGUUGAACGGCAGCGCCAGUCGCCCUCACAGCGAGAGCAGCGGUGAAUUCAGCUUGAGUUUGGAGCAGGAGGCCUGGUCAAGCAGCGGCAGCAGCCCCGUCCAGCAACCGUCGUCGCGCUUGUCCCACCGAAGUCCCGGGCCCGCCCGAGGCGCCCUGGAUUCCUCGGCCGCCGCCGCCCCCCUUCCUGGAUGCAUCAAGAAGACUGCGUCCCCGGGCAACGAGGUGCUUUCACUGCAGCAGUUCCUGGAUGAGGGAAUCGACCCUGCUGAGUCGGGCAGUCAGGAAAAUCUCACCGUGGACUCGCCCCGCCUCGUGGCCUCAUCCGAGCGAGCGCAGAAGGAACGCCCUGCCACCCGGACCCGUGGCAUCCUGCGGUCGUCCAGCGGCAAAGCGGCGCCCGUCUCCGCCGAGCGCCCGCCCCGCUCUUCGGGCCAAGUGGGUCGCCCCAGCCUGCGCAAGGCGGAGAGCACGCGCGUGAGGGGUUCGGCGCGGCCAGGCCUGACCGCACAGGCGCGGGCGUCGUCAGUGUCGGAACGCCUAGACCGAGCGUCUGGAUCGGCGUCCACCCUGCCACGCGCCAGCAGCGUUAUCUCCACAGCCGAGGGCAGCUCGCGGCGCACCAGUAUCCACGACAUGCUUUCCAAGGACAACCGGCCACCCGUGUCUGUCGACGGGGUUCGAUCCCCGCCCGCGCCUAGUGAGUACACCCGAACGGGACCCCCGGGUACACCCCCCUUGCCAAAGUCCCUCAGCCUACCGUGCCCGAGCUCGGACGAAGCCGAGCUCCCUGCUCUCGAGUCCUUCCUAGGUCCGUCCUUCACCGCCGAGUCGGUCUUCAUGGACUCCAUCUUUAGCGAGUCAGUGGCGGGCAAAAGCCUCCCCUUCCUCUCCCUCAACCCCACCCUGGUCAGCAACAUCAGCGGUCCUCCCGGGGCCUCGUACCCGCCUAGCCAAUCGGACGCCCCAGAAGGGUCUGAGCGUUUGGACGCCGAGGACAAUCAGCUGUGGUUCGAGUACGGGUGUGUGUGA